Trichomycterus rosablanca is the source of this 1059-nucleotide messenger RNA. It is a transcript of the gene dnajc27, whose product is annotated as DnaJ (Hsp40) homolog, subfamily C, member 27. The record is from RefSeq and is a predicted model, not a curated record. Lineage: Eukaryota; Metazoa; Chordata; Actinopteri; Siluriformes; Trichomycteridae. Gene Ontology annotation, molecular function: GTPase activity; GTP binding. Gene Ontology annotation, biological process: vesicle-mediated transport. Gene Ontology annotation, cellular component: Golgi cisterna; trans-Golgi network. The transcript has 7 exons. Bases 162 to 983 code for a protein of 273 amino acids.
UGUUAUCUUUAGCUUGAAUGUUAGUGAGUUUGCAUUGUCAGAAAGACAUUGAGCUAGCAUUAUGUUAGGCUACGAACCGGUUCGGCUAGCUGGUUGGUAACUGUGUUUACUAAUAAUUAGGUAAACAGUUAAUAUAAACAGUUGUAGCUAAGUUGGGCAGAAUGGAUACAAAUGUACAGAAAAGAAGGGAAAAUAAGAAAUCAUUACGGAUUAAAGUUAUCAGCCUCGGGAAUGCAGAGGUUGGCAAGAGUUGCAUCAUCAAACGCUACUGUGAGAAACGCUUUGUACCCAAAUACCUUGCCACAAUCGGUAUCGAUUAUGGCGUGACAAAGGUUCAAGUGCGAGACAGAGAAAUAAAAGUAAACAUUUUUGACAUGGCAGGACAUCCCUUCUUCUAUGAGGUACGCAAUGAGUUCUACAAAGACUCCCAGGGAGUGAUUCUGGUGUAUGACGUGGGUCUGAGGGAGAGCUUUGACGCCCUGGACAGCUGGCUUACAGAGAUGAAGCAAGAGAUGGGCUCCCAAGCGAACAUGGAGAGCAUCAUUUUUGUUGUGUGCGCCAACAAGGUUGAUUUGGUUAAAAGGCGUGUGGUGGAUGAGAGUGAAGGCAGAUUGUGGGCAGAGAGCCGAGGUUUUCAGUACUUUGAGACAUCCGCUCAGAGUGGUGAAGGCAUCAGUGAAAUGUUUCAGGCAUUUUUUUCUUCUAUAACUGAUAUGUGUGAGAAUGGAGGAAAGAGGCCAAACCCAGAGGUCAGCGUAGGCUUCACCAAAGAACAAGCCGACACUAUUAGGCGUAUCCGCAACAGCAAAGACAGCUGGGACAUGCUGGGAGUAAAGCCUGGAGCAACAAGGGAAGAAGUGAACAAGGCGUACAGAAAGCUUGCUGUUCUGCUGCAUCCAGAUAAGUGUGUAGCACCAGGCAGCGAGGACGCCUUCAAGGCUGUGGUCAAUGCUCGGACAUCCCUGCUCAAGAAUAUUAAGUAGGCAAGAAUAUUGAAGGCAAAGACGCCACACAGGUCUUUCUCUUUCUGAACUUUGUCCAAUGAACGAUUUAAAACGG